Fonsecaea monophora is the source of this 675-nucleotide messenger RNA. RefSeq lists its product as hypothetical. Lineage: Eukaryota; Fungi; Ascomycota; Eurotiomycetes; Chaetothyriales; Herpotrichiellaceae. The transcript has 2 exons. The coding region runs from base 1 to 675 and encodes 224 amino acids. The record is from RefSeq and is a predicted model, not a curated record.
AUGCCCGGCGAAGAGCCUGAGAAAGGAGACAAAGUCACAUGGAACUGGGGCGGAGGCCAGCCUGGAGGUACCGUGGCUGAGAAGAAGACCGAAGGCGAAGUUGCCAUCACCUCCAAGCGCGGCAACAAGGUCAAGAAGAACGCCGAGCCAAACAAUCCUGCCGUUCGCGUCGAGCGGUCUGGCCAAGACGUGGUCAAGAAAGCCUCCGAGCUCAACGUCGAGGAGAAAGCCAAUGGCGACGCUGGCGCCGCCGAUGCCGACGACGAAAAGGAGGACUCUAAAGAAGAUGGCGAGACUAAGAACGGCGAAAAGAGGAAGCACGAUGACGUAGACAAGGAGGAGAAGGGGGAAGAAGACAACAAGCAAGACAAGGCGGAACCCCUCGAAGAAAACGCUGAGGGCAAGACAGUCAAAGCCAAGGAGCCCGCUGCUAAGAAGCAAAAGAAGGAGCCCGCGAAGAAUAAGAAGGGAGCCGCGGCCCUGAAGAAGACCGAUGAGGAGGAGGAGGAACCAGAGAAGAAAAAGGAAGAGCCAGAGCCCGCAGAAGAUACUAAGAAGAAGGCCGGCCGGCCCAAGAAGGCUGAGGGUGCGCCAUCCAAGCAGAAGAAACAGCCGACUCCUCGCGCCGCAGACGGGAUCGGGUCUCGUACCAGGAGCCAGCAGAAGAAGUCUUGA